Messenger RNA from Coturnix japonica (Japanese quail), 7671 nucleotides. It is a transcript of the gene GPR26, whose product is annotated as G protein-coupled receptor 26. The record is from RefSeq and is a predicted model, not a curated record. Gene Ontology annotation, biological process: adenylate cyclase-activating G protein-coupled receptor signaling pathway. Gene Ontology annotation, cellular component: membrane. NCBI's taxonomy places the organism in Eukaryota, Metazoa, Chordata, Aves, Galliformes, Phasianidae. Gene Ontology annotation, molecular function: G protein-coupled receptor activity.
UGUGAUCAUAAAAAGCAGGUUACAUUCAGCCUGGAAGGGAGUGAGGGUUGGAGGAGAGGGGAGGGGAGAGCAAGAGAGAGAGAAAGCGAGAGAGAAAGAGAGUGCUAUUCGCUCAGUGAAUUGCUUGCAAGCUUUGGGCUGAUAAUUAGGGAUCUCAGGGGUGCAGUUUCUCAGAAUAACCUGCUCGCCUUCGGAUGGACCAAAUGGAGACAGUGGUUCAGUCCUGCUGAUAUUUUUAAAGCCCUCCUCGCAGUUUGAUGGGCAUUCCCAGUGCUUUUGUGCACGUCUCGGAGAGCGUUGACGUGGAAAGGAGCAGCAAGGAGGGGGAGGUUGGAGGAAAAAAACGGCAGCUCUUCUAAAAAUACGGAGGGCAUGCGAGAGUGCGAGCAGGCUGGGAAGGAGGGCGAGGGGAGAGCACCUCGCGCCAUGGUCCUCGGACACUCGGAGAUGUCCCUCCUGUGACUGGAUGCACCAUGAGCAUCUGGGAGGUGAUCCUGGCUUUUGUGGUGGUGGUGCUGAUGCUCGUGGCCUUGCUGGCCAAUGUGCUGGUGCUGAUGUGCUUCUUGUACAGCGCCGACAUCCGCAAGCAGGUCCCGGGAUUGUUCAUCCUCAACCUUACCUUCUGCAACCUGUUGAUGACCGUCUCCAGCAUGCCCCUGACCUUGGCUGGCAUCAUUUACAAGAGGCAACCGGGAGGAGAUCAGAUCUGCCACAUUGUGGGCUUCCUGGAGACUUUCCUUACCACGAAUUCCAUGUUGAGCAUGGCAGCAUUGAGCAUUGACAGGUGGAUUGCCGUGGUCUUCCCUCUAAGUUACCACUCCAAAAUGAGGUACAGAGAUGCUGCUCUCAUCCUGAGCUACACGUGGUUACACUCUGUGUCGUUCCCCAUAGUGGCAGCGUCUCUCUCCUGGGUGGGUUUCCAUCACCUCUAUGCCUCCUGCACCUUGUACAACAAGAGACCAGAGGAUAGGACACAGUUUGUGAUUUUCACUGGGGUCUUUCACACCCUCAGCUUCCUCCUCUCCCUUAUAGUCCUGUGUUUCACUUAUCUCAAAGUGCUGAAGGUGGCACGGUUCCACUGUAAGCGGAUUGACGUGAUCACUAUGCAGACCCUGGUACUGCUUGUGGACAUCCAUCCCAGUGUAAGAGAGCGUUGUCUAGAAGAGCAGAAGAGACGGAGGCAACGAGCAACAAAGAAAAUAAGUACCUUCAUUGGUACCUUUAUACUUUGUUUUGCACCUUAUGUUAUCACAAGACUUGUUGAAUUAUCCUCUGCGAUCCCCAUCAACUCCCACUGGGGAAUUAUCUCCAAGUGCUUAGCUUACAGCAAAGUUGUUUCAGAUCCCUUUGUGUACUCUUUGCUACGGAAUCAGUACAAGAAGACAUGGAAGGACAUCAUAAACAAGAUCCUCAAAAGGAGCUCCAUCAACUCCUCUGCCCUCACGAGCGAGUCGCACAAUCGAAAUAUAUUGCAGCUGAAUGAAUGAGGAGCUCUUAGGUAUGGGAUCUUCCAGAAGCGUUAAAUGGUACAUGAGAAACAACAGUAACUGGCCUAUCCCUAGUAGCUAUCCUCAGCUGUCAAGGCUUCAGGAGGUGGUCACAGGUGCUGUGUCCCUCCCACAGCCCCUGCACACCCACGGGAGGCUGCUUUGAGCCUCCUCUCUCCAACUGCAGUGUGCUAUUGGUGCGUGGUCCUGCAGACUUUACCAAGAGCAAUCUCCCAUUAAUUUCCAUCAGCAGUUAUGCAUAGAGUGGAAAGCUGCUCCUUGGUGGAAGGGCUCAUGAGUUUAGUGGGAGCAGAAAGGUGCAACAGUGAGAUUAUUUUUAAAAAAGACAAGAAGAGAUAUCUGUGCCAUGUACUUCACUGGCUGCAGAUCGGGGUCUCUCCGAUGGAUCUGCCAGCUUUACAAAACAAUCUCAACCUGAUUGCUUCAGCGGGUACCCUUUAGAAAAGAUCUUAACAGAAACAUCUUAAUAGCAAAAUCUUUACCUGGGCACUCAUGCAGCACCCAGUAUAGCUUUCAGUCUCGUUUGGUACCUAUUGUUUGAAUGGUUCCAUAGAACUGAGUGGAAAAAAAUCACUUUUGUAGUAUACUACGGGCUGGAUUCUGAUGUGUCUUCUAAGUAACUUUCACCAAAUUCUAUUAUUUUUCUCUUCAUUAAAUUUUAAAUCAAUAAAAACAACACCAAACCAGUAGAUAGAUAGGAUGGAAGGGUUAGGAUGCCUCCCCACCUACCCUCAAUGCCCUUUUUAGGAUUUCUGAAUUAUAAAGGAUGGAAUUUGUCCCAAAGCUGCAAAAACCAAGAAAUCAAGAAUAAUAAUUAAUUGGUCGUCACUGCUAUGGUUUUAGUAAUAAUUUGUGUAACAAAUUGCAUCAAGAAAGUGUGUCCUCCUCAUAAUCUCUUGAAAUUAUUUUCUGGUAAAGACCUAUUGGUUUCAAAGGCUUUACAUUUAUACACUGAUCAGCAAGAGACUUGCAAGCAAUUCUGAUCUUAGCUCUGUAACCGUUUGUCUCCAGCAAAGUCCACAAGGCAAAGGUAAGAUAACACGAGAAAUUUUUUCUUAAUAGAUCAAGAAACCUUCUGUUUAGUGGCCAUAAAUUACACAGGUUGUUGGUAAGGGUGAAACAGCAAACGCAUCGCAAGCCCAGGUUAUGAAUAGUCUUGGCUUAUCCAGUUCCAGUUUAUAUAACAGCUGACAUAGCUGACUCUUUUAACAUCUAUUCUUACUUAUAUUCCAUCUGUAAAUACUGAAAUCACAAUCAUGUUGAUGGAAUUACUUAUUAUCUGCCACUUCUUGUGCCCUCCAAGCAAAGGGCACUGGAUGGCAUAAAUAGCUCUGCAAAAGACCUUCCCUUUGCUUGGAAGAUACAAGAGGAAGUAGCUAAAUCAGUAUAUUCUGCUUCAUUUAUGAUAAAUAACCAAUAUCAAUCAUUUUGCAAACCUUGGUAUGCUCUGUUUUACAAGUUCCACCAUGAAUAUUUGUCCUUUAACAACAGAGAUUAUGACAACAACAGUUGCCUUCAUACCUUGCAAAAAGCAUCCAUUCUUGAAGUUUCCCACCAUCAAUUCGAAACCUGGAUAGGUAACUCGGCGGUCCCCAAAGUUAAUAUACUUGGGGUAAUAGCUCAGGUGCCGGUGUGCAGAGCCUCAUCUUAGCCCCACUCCCUGGCAUGAUAUCACAGCUGCAAGGAAAAUGUUAAUCUAAUGUUAGUCUCAUUGCCACCUGCUUUGUAAAUGCAAAAUUUAAUAGGAUGAAGAUCAGUAACAGCCAUGUAAAUAAAAAUCUUCAGCUUAGCUAUCCAGUUUAGUUAUUAAACAACAGCAUAAAUGAAGUCAAAUAGAUACACAAAUAUAAUCACGGGAUCUAAGUUUUGCCAACACUGUGUUCAAGGUUAGCCAUUAGUCAUGUUACAUUGUCUACCUCAUCUUAACCAUUGGACUUUUUAAGCUUAAUGUAAUUUUCUCAGGUGCAGUAGGUGAAAAGACCCCAUUCAAUACAAAUACAAAGGUAAAAUGCAUCAUAACAAGAUAUUGUGGAUUUGACUAAGAUCCUUUCUUUGUAAGCAAAUUAGAAUGGGGUGAUGGUUGAAGUCCACAAGAGUUGUCAGUUUAUAGGCUGGGCUGCUGCCAAGUCAAUGGGAUGUUUGCAUGUUGACAAACCCAGCCCCAGAGGGGUUUCACAUUUUCAAUCCAUUAUCCCAAUAGAGAAAAAUAAUUUCCCAGGGGAAAAAAAAAAACCAAACAAAACAACAAAAAAACUACCAUUAGAAUGACUGGUAAAAGGUGGAUAAAAAUAUAGCAUCAGACUGUGUAUCUCAGUCAGACCCUGGUUGAUUUAUGUGUCACCAUGAGCAAUAAAUCUCUCCCCUUGUACGCGUUUAAAGCUUUGUCUUUCUUUCAUUGUGCCUUUCUUCCAAAAUUAAUCUCACAGCAGAGAAUAAACAUAAUUCCCCCUUACUUACAUCAGAUCUCUGACACAUUGUCAUAUUUCUACCAUCUGAAGCAAGCGGGAGCUGUGCAUGCUGGCGCUUGACAAACUGACUCCAUAUACAAAUAAAAGUAAUACCCUAACAUUUCCAGAUGACAUUUUAUAAGAUACAGAAAUAUGAUACUGUGGCUUGUUAAGUGCUAGCUAUUCAACUGAGUUCUUAUAGGCAACCAGCAAAAUUCUCUGAAAUGUAUGUCUAAGUGAUGAAUGUAGCUAUGACUAACUACGUGUCUGCUGAGUAUUAUAUGUACUAUACGACACUUCCACUCCAGUGAGUUAGAAUAACGAUGGCAAACAUAAUGCUCAAUACUUCAUUAUCUCUGAUUGUCAGUCGGAACCGUUCUCUUGUCAAAUGCCCUUGAGAGGGUGCGUGCGAGGGGUGGGUUUUCCAUUUGUUACUUAAAUGUUUUUGAAAAAUGUUGUAAAUUACAGCUACAGUGUGCCCAAAAUAUGGAACUGCAUGUGCAAAGCUUGUGCAGCUGCUUAGGCAAUAUGCAGUUGUCUGGUGGUUAUCUGCAAUCCAUAUGCAAUAGCUAUUUCUCACAUGCAUGUUCAAUUAACAUUUUCUUCCUAUCUUGUAAGUUUGACAGGCAGAACACUGGCAGACAAUUAAGAGUAUUUAACCCACUGUGUCAUUUUCAGUUUCUGAGCUUUUCCCACUGCUCAUUUUACAACCAUAUAUUAUUUAUGUGAUUUCAGAGCCAUAGUUGUGAACACCAUUUUGUGUUACGUUUUUAGCCCAGUUUGGAUGUGAAGAGUUAGAUAAUUCCUUUUGGCAGAAUGCAUAAGUGAAUGAAAUGAGUUUAUCGAGAAAAUAAGCAGUACAAAUCCACCUCCAGACAUAAAGCAAUAUAACUGUUGCUUCAGUUGGUGAUUCACCCCCAUUAGAUAACUACAUCCAGGUUUUACACAUCUGACUUCUAGAUGUGUAAGGCCAUUUCUUCAAAGUUAUUUACUCAUGACAAGAUGUAAACAGGAUUUAUUGAGUUUCUUGUGAGUGUAAGUGCCCACUUGCAGUGUUAGGCAGCUAUAAGUCCCAUCUCUAAAUGAGGCCUAUCCCCCUAUCUCUCAGCCAUCCACUUACCCCAAAGACAGUGUUUCUCUCAAGGCUCAGUAGCUGCCAUGGAAAAAUCCAAGUCUCCACAAGCAACACAGCCUCCAUGAAAGAGCCCUUACUGGCUUGGGAAGGCUUAAAUAGUUUUCAGGUGGGAUGUGAGGGAAAGCCUCACACUGAUGUCCUGAAACCAGCUCCACCUGGGUGAGUCUUGCUUUAGGAGAUAGAACCCAGUUCUUAAAGCCCCAGAGGCUCAGGUCAUUUGUGUGAAGAAAGCUCUUUCUGGAUUUACUUGCCUAAAUUCUUAAAGUUCCUUCACCACCUCUUAAUACUAAAGAAAGGCUCUGAGGUCCCUAAGCAUCUUAUCCAGUCCACUAUGCAGUGAAUCCUUUGAAACAGCCCAUUGGAAAUUGCUCUCUUUAUGCUGCUCCCAUGCUUAUCUUCUCCCUCAUUUCUUCUGAUUAAAUGUUUAACGCUAGAGACUUCACACCUAUGUCAGCUUGUUGCUACUUGUCCCUAAUAAUCUCAGUAUAUUACAGUACACCAUGUUAAGCACAGAAAGCUCAGUUAGGUCAGUGGAUCCUAUGGUGUUUGCUUUAGGAGGCCCUGAGUAGUUAGCUCUAGCUAACUGGAUAGGCUUUCUUGUUUGUAGAUUCAGGGAUUAUACAAGCUACUCAAGCUGGAACAAAGGAGACAAUAAUAACAUUUGGGCCUUAAAUUUAUUAUUAUUAUUAUUUUAAAUACGCAUUUUAUGCUUUAAUUCAGAGCGCUAAUCAUAUCUCACAAUCUCUGAUGGAUGAAGUUUCUCUGUGUAAACCAUCCUUCUCAAACAGACAGCUGUCCUUGUUAGAAAGUAUCAAAGUUUACAUGGAGAUAAGAGCUGCUGCAGUCUUUGUAAAAUGUCUACUUCUUACCUGUAGUCCUGAUGUGUAUCAUGUAAAUAUGUAUCUAGAAUUGUUAGUUUUUAAGCAAAUGAUGAUGGUCUAAUGAAUGAGAGGAUGCUAUGGUUUCCCAUAUCUGUCUAUAUUUAUAAUGGAGAUGGUUAGCCCUUUAGACUGUAAGUGCAAUUCAGAACUUCGUGUAUUGAGAAACAAACGUAUCAGCUGUAUGAACAGCAUGCAUGUGUGAUAAUUAUACAGCAAAAUACGUUUGUUUUGUUGAAGAAGAUUGUACAUGGUUACAACAUGCCCAAAGGCCUGAAUCCACAUGGCUGAUUAGCAGUCCUCAAAGAUAUGUUAGGAAAAGGGUCUCCAUUUGGAGCUUACUGAAUGCUGGGAAAACUGUAGUAAUAAAAUUACAGCUUUGGAAGAAACAUGUUCUUAAAGAUUGCAGAAAUAGCAAUCUAUAUCUAUAAUGGCUAUUCCAUCUUGAGUCCUGAAACACAAUUAGAAAAACAACCUAUUGGAUUUAAAAUGGCUUACAUUGCCUCUCUGACCACAAAAUCCUACUUGCAUCAGCCACAGGGCGUGAUGGGUCGUUUGUAAUAGAAACCAUAGGGCUUCCCAGAUAAUAAUGUUUGAAAAAUCAUUAUCACAAAUUGCCUUGGAAAAUAGGAAUAGAUAACUAAAAGGUGCCUUGAUUUACCUUUAUUUCUACACAGAGCAUUUUUGUAAACCUUGAAUUUUUUCAUAUUCCUUUUAUGUUCUUCAAAUCAUUUUAGGAUUAAAACAUCUCAUAUAUUUGGCAGUCAUUAAUCAUUCUGUUCUGAAUUCUUGCAGGAAUGUGAUGUAUUAACGGUCUUAAUAGAUGCAGUUCAAUCUUUUUCUCUAGCUAAGAUUAUUAGAUGAUUAUUUGCUUUAUUUAACUAUAUAUAUAUAUAGUUAAAAGGAAAAAGUUAGGGGCUUUCUUUACAAACCGAUAAGGACAAUGGGAUUCCUUGGAUGAGUAAGGACCAUCCAUAGGAUAAGACAUUUAAAAUGGUCUGGCCUGUAUAAUUAAACAUUUUUUGUUUGUUUUGAGAUAUCAAAAAUACAUGGUUUCCUAUUCCUUAGAGUCUAGUCAGCCUGCAGAAAGAUAGUUCUGGAAUAGCAUUAACAAUAAAUGCUGUAGGUAGAGCAUGUUUUGACUAUAUUAUUAUAAUUUAUUGCAUUUAUUAUUAUUAUUAUUAUUAUUAUUAUUAUUAUUAUUUUGUAUAACAAUGAGUUGUAAUUUAUGGGGCUAUUUAUACGGGGGAAAAAGGCAAUAUGAAAACAUGGGUAGAGUGAUGCACAGACCAACAUGUAACAGUGAGAUGCUCAAUAAUUCCAUGGGUUGAAGUGGACCGUGGAACUUUGAAGUCCCAAACAAGCUAAACUGUUAUCAAUUCCCAAUGUAUAAUUCAGAGAUACACAUUCUGUCACGUAACGACAGAAACACAGAAUUCUGUUGUAUUAAUACGGUUGAAAGGAAUACAGGACAAUAAAUUUUAAUCAUGACUUCAGAUUUUUGAAUAAGGGGCCUGUGCUGCCUAUUCUGUUUACAAUGGCUUGUGCUUUGUGAAUACAUAUCAAAUGUUGUAAUAUAUUUUUAUUACAUAAAGUUAAUGAUUAAUACAAAGUAACAUAUAAAUAAACCUGUCCUAUAUAUGUAUAUUGUGAUUUUGUUAUAUUUACUGUUAAUGAAAUGUGAUUAUGAUUAAAUGACUUCG